CCCGGCGGGAACGGCAGGUCCCGCCCUCUUGCGGGUUCCGGGUGGCGUUGAGGGUCAGGGUCGGACCCAAGUUGAGAUUGGGCCGCGACCGCGUGCCGGGCCCUGAUGACUGCCGCCCACCUCCAGGGACUGGAAGCCGACCCGCCAGGCCGGAGGGGCUGUUACUUGUCUUCCGCCUUUCCGGGUCGGGAGGGGGUGUGGACGAGAGCCUCCAGUUCCUGGAAACAGAUAUAUUUUUGCCAUCAUGGAUCAGUUUGGAGAUACAUUAGAAGGUGAAGUGGAUCAUUCUUUCUUUGACAGUGACUUUGAAGAAGCAAAGAAAUGUGAAAGUAACUCAGUUUAUGACAAGCAAAAUGACGACCCAAAAGAAAGAAUAGAUAAAGAUACAAAAAAUGUAAGCUUGAACACUGGAAUCCAAACAAAGGAAGAUUAUCUUACUGGGAAGGGAAAUGAAAGAAACGUGAAAUUUCCCCCAGAACACCCUGUAGAGAAUGAUGUUACACAAACUGUAAAUGCUUUCUCAUUGCCAACCACUUCAAAAUCACAAACAUUGUGUGGUGUUACAACAGGACUUAAAAUACACUUGUCCAUUCCAAAUAGUGUUCCUAAAAUCGUAAAAGAAGGUGAAGAUGAUUAUUAUACAGAUGGAGAGGAAAGCAGCGAUGAUGGGAAGAAAUACCAUGUGAAGUCCAAGUCUGCGAAACCACCUACUAAUGUCAAAAAAAGUGUAAGGAAAAAGUAUUGCAAAAUUCGUUCCUCUUCCUCCUCCUCUUUAUCUUCCUCACCUUCAAGUUCAGGUACAGAUUGUUUAGAUGCAGGUUCUGAUUGCCAUCUAUCUGAUUCAUCUCCAUCAUCCAAGAAACAUGUAUCUGAGGUAACCCUCCUAUCACCAAAACAGAAGUGUAAGUCAAGAAUAAAAUCGACAGAAACACGGGCUUUGAGGACUGCAGCAAAAUGUGGCCACUACCCUGAGGAGUCUGAAGAUACUGUGACCGACGUAACUCCCUUAUCAACUCCAGACAUCAGCCCUCUUCAGUCUUUUGAACUGGGCAUAGCAAAUGAUCAAAAAGUGAAAGUUAAAAAGCAAGAAAAUGUGAGCCAAGAAAUAUAUGAAGAUGUUGAGGAUUUGAAAAAUAAUUCAAAAUAUUUGAAGCCAGCCAAAAAAGGGAGAGAAAAACAUGAGCCUGAUCUCUCAAAGUCCUCUUCAGUGUCAGACUCCAGUUUAGACCACAGACACAAGCAGAAAGUCCUACAUGACACAAUGGAUCUGAAUCAUCUCUUGAAAGCUUUUCUGCAGUUAGAUAAAAAAGGACCACAAAAACAUCACUUUGAUCAGCCUCCAGUGGCACCUGGGAAAAACUACUCUUUCACAAGAGAAGAGGUAAGACAGAUCGAUCGGGAAAAUCAGAGGCUUUUGAAAGAACUGUCAAGACAGGCAGAAAAACCAGGAAGCAAAAGUACAAUUCCUAGAUCGGCUGAUCAUCCCCCAAAGUUAUAUCACAGCGCUCUCAACAGACAGAAGGAACAACAAAGGAUCGAGAGAGAAAACUUGGCUUUAUUAAAGAGGCUUGAGGCUGUGAAACCAACAGUUGGUAUGAAACGCUCAGAACAACUGAUGGACUAUCAUCGCAAUAUGGGUUACCUCAACUCAUCACCAUUGUCAAGACGAGCCAGAUCCACUCUUGGCCAAUAUAGCCCACUAAGAGGAGCUUCCAGGACCUCCAGUGCUACCAGUGGUCUCAGUUGUAGGAGUGAGCGAUCAGCUGUUGACACCUCCAGUGGCCACCCUCGAAGAAGACCUAAACCCCCCAAUGUCCGUACAGCUUGGUUAUAAAACCCUUUUUUUACUUUAAACAUUGUUCACACCACUUUUAUUGAAGUGCUUGUGCAUAUUACUGUAACUCUCUAUGUAAACAUGUAUAACACCGUUUUAGCAAUUUGAAGUGUACAACAGUGAGUUGUAAUUUAUUGUUAUUCAGUGCAAAAUUAUUGUCAAAAAACUGAUUUAAUGUGAAAAGUGUUUCUUGAGGAUAUAUUUAUAUGAAAUGUAUGUGCUCUUAAUAGAGAAAUAGUGGUAUGCAUGUGUAUCUCCUAAUUAUAUAAAUUGAUUAAGUUGUGUCAUGCUGACAAAACAGAAGUGAUAGCAUCAUUGCAUGUUGUACCCAAGAUGUUGACUAUAUAGUUUUCAAUUUGUGUUAUUUUCAUUUCUUUGUAAGUGUUAUACCAUGAGCUUAGCUCCUAAAUUUGGCUGGCUUUGUUUUUUAUUUGCCUGAGAACUUACGUGGUAUGACAUAGCUUGAUUUUAUGAGAUUUAAUGCUUAUGAAACAAAUCUUGAAAUUUGUUUUCAUUGGUAGAGCUGAUCUAGAUUUGAUGAGCGGAUUGUGAGACGCUUCUAUUGGACCAAUUCUUGGGAUUCACCAGAGGUGUCUAGUUAUUGUAUAAGUGCACUGAUUUAGAUCUUAAAAGUCUGAUCAACUAUUCCAAACCGUUUCAAAUGUGAACAUCAGAAAGUUCAACCUAGAAGCUCCUCUUUUGUGUUUUUAUACAUUCAGGUUAAAUCCUAUUAAUGAUUCUUAGAAAUGAGGUAGGUUUUAGCGCUACAGUCUUCUAGCUCGUGAAUCGUUUAAGGACCACAUCAGUUGCAUCAUAAGGAAAACCAAGUAUUUGUUGAAUCAGUAAAAUAGCACUAUCAGCAUCAGCAGCCAAGAAGCAGAUCCUGAGGUGUGUCAGACGAACAGUGUUUUAGGUAAUAUUGCUAGCAUGUGUGCUGUCAUUUGGUAUUUAUUAUGUUAUUAGAGAAGACUUAGAAAGCUAGUAUUUAUAAGGCCUGAAAAAGAAAACUAAAAUUUGAACAAAAAGGGAAAUAAAUCACACAUUUGUUGAGGCUGCUGCUUUAAAUAUUAGCUAAUUUUCUUGUUUUGGUUUAGUUUAUUUGAUUAAAUCCUGAAAGUAAUAUUUUUACCAGUCCCACACUUAAAGACCUAGUUAAUCUCGAUGGAAUUGGUAAUGGCAGAUAGGGUUUAAUAUAGUUGACUUUUCAAAUUAGAAUAUCUUUCUGCCAAACUUUGGGCUUUUAUGUAACGAAGUGUGAUAUCUCACUGUUACCAUAUUUUCCGCUAGUAGCCCUUUCAGUAUACCUUAAACUAUAUUGGAAAGGUUCCAUGUUAGAUGACAAAUCUCUUUUUUCAGUAUGAAUUUUUGAUCUGCAGCCACGGUAAGAUUUUUAUUUUUCAGUGCUCAGGCUCUGUAACAUGUAUGCUGAAUGCUUUUUACCUUAGUACCUUUAACAGUAAGGUGUGACUGCAUUUUACAAAACAUCAAUUCAAAAUGUCUUGGUUUUAGUUUGUAUUCUUAGAUUUUGUUUAGGAUAGGGCAUGUGAACAUGGGAGCAGGGAGG
Sapajus apella (tufted capuchin) is the source of this 3398-nucleotide messenger RNA. It is a transcript of the gene CFAP97, whose product is annotated as cilia and flagella associated protein 97. The transcript has 5 exons. Gene Ontology annotation, biological process: spermatogenesis. The record is from RefSeq and is a predicted model, not a curated record. Lineage: Eukaryota; Metazoa; Chordata; Mammalia; Primates; Cebidae. The coding region runs from base 245 to 1834 and encodes 529 amino acids.